CCAAGUGACAGCUCGAGGCAGAGUUACUGCUCCCACACUGCCCAGGAUAGAGUCACCAUGUAUACACCAGCACCUUCAGCUGAGGAGACCAGCAAAGUGUCCCAACCUGCUGCACAGCAUCUCCUCACUUCACAUUUCAUAGACAGAAUCCUGGGGAGGUCCAGGAACUCAGCAGGCAAAAAGGAACCCUCAGGAAACUUCACCCAUGACUCAUUGGAUGUUUUGGAAACAGACGCACAGCUUUCAUCAAGGUUAAUUUGUAAUGCAGGAACCAAUGUCCAACUCAUGGCGGAAGAUAAUGUUACAAACAGGCAGCGAGGGGACAAUGGGGACAGCUCAGUGGUGGACUCCACUAAGGAAAAGAUUGAUUCUGAAGAAAAAAGGGACGAAAGUUCUAAACGCUCCUCUAGUAGCUCUGAACUCAUUAUGCUUACUGGUACAGUGAAAAGGAAGCAACGUCGGUAUCGAACAACCUUUAGUAACCAACAACUCGAGGAACUCGAGAGGGCAUUCAGGAAAUCCCACUAUCCAGAUGUUUUCACCAGAGAGGACCUGGCCAUGCGGUUAGAUCUAACAGAAGCUAGAGUUCAGGUGUGGUUUCAAAACCGAAGAGCUAAGUGGAGGAAACGGGAGAAAACCGAACUGAUGGGCACUGUUCCUGGAUUUGCUAUGGGACAUCCUUUGGGACUAUAUCUUGACGUCCCUUUAAAUCCCAAUCCUCUUGUGGAUCCUGCCUGGAAAACAGAACCUCUGUCAACCGGGACAUCGCCAUCUGCAGCUUCUGCCUUUAGCACAGCUCCGUUGGGACCACUCGGACUCAGUAAUCUUUCCUGGACCUCCUUUUUCAGGAACCCCAUUCUGAGUCCUUACUUUGGAAGGUUCCUCAGCAUCUUAAACCCUUUGGUGACAUCGUCCUCGCUCUUGAUGAAAAAUCCAGUCUCACCAACAUCAGAGUCCCAGUUUCCCCUUCUCCAAGAUCCUGCUACAGAUGAAUGGAAGCCACCCCGUAUUGCAGCCUUGAGACUCAGUGCAAAGGAACACUCUGAGCAUGUUUCCUCUUUAAAUCACCUCCCCAGCUUCCAAAAUGAAAAUAAAGACUUGAGUUAACUUCAUUUGAAGAGGCUUACAAGUGGCACGUAUGUGUCCUGUUUAUGGACAUCGCCAGAUAAAAUUAAUGUCAGUGCAAUUCUGAUUACUUUUCUUGAGAUAUCAAACCCUUUAUAAAACAUAUCUCUUCUUCAAUAGUCUGACAUUAGGAGGACAAUCUUGGAUUCCUAAUUAACCACAUGGAGAACAUACAGUGAAUCUGUCAGUGUGGGUUACACAAAUAUUUUGCUAACUUGCCAAGUGCCUUAGAAUGCUGUGACCGAAUCGGUACAACACUCCGUCUGGAUUCCUGACAUUAAUCGUGUAAAUUAGUCUGAUUGGCUGGACAAAAUUAAUUUAAUAUGAUGUAACAUAUUACAUACAAAUGUAAA
Molecule: messenger RNA, 1478 nt
Organism: Pelobates fuscus (common spadefoot toad)
Lineage: Eukaryota; Metazoa; Chordata; Amphibia; Anura; Pelobatidae
Product: aristaless-related homeobox protein-like
Exons: 5
Coding region: 58-1107 (349 amino acids)
Biological process (GO): regulation of transcription by RNA polymerase II
Molecular function (GO): RNA polymerase II transcription regulatory region sequence-specific DNA binding; DNA-binding transcription factor activity, RNA polymerase II-specific
Source: RefSeq, a predicted model, not a curated record